AUGGAGGAAAACGAAUUUCGAGUGUUGAUCAAACAUUGCUAUUUAAUGGGCAAAAAUACCGUCCAAGCUCAGCAAUGGCUUGAAAAAUGUUAUCCAGGCUCUGCUCCACCAAAAACCACCAUUUGCCAUUGUUAUACUGAUUUCAAUCACGGUCGCAUGGAUACAAAUGAUCCUGCACGCUCGGGUAGGCCAAAUGAAGCUGUCACUCCAGAAAAUGUGAAACAAGUGUUUAAAAUCGUGAUGAAUGACAGCAGAGUGAAAGUUCGUGAGAUUGCUGAGAUUGUAAACUUAUCAACUGGAAGUGCGUGUACAAUUUUACAUGAAAAGUUGGGCAUGAGAAAAGUGAAAAAAGUGUUUUCCAAAUGGGUGCUGCGUGUUCUCACAAUGGAACAAAAGUAA
Stegodyphus dumicola is the source of this 399-nucleotide messenger RNA. Its product is annotated as protein GVQW3-like. Lineage: Eukaryota; Metazoa; Arthropoda; Arachnida; Araneae; Eresidae. The record is from RefSeq and is a predicted model, not a curated record.